AUGACGGCUCGUCGCGGUCUGGCAAAACUCAAGGGCGCAUUGUCGGAAAGGAUCGCUCCAAAGACAGCUCCUGCAGCGGCGCCGCCCUCACAAUCUCAGCAGAGAUUGCCGGACAUCAGCAUCCCGUCCUUCAAGGGCGUGUACAAGGCAUGGCCUACGUAUCGCGAUCUUUUUAAGGCGGUCAUUUAUGUUAGCCAACGGCUCACAGACGUGGAGAAACUCCACUAUCUGCGAUUGUCACUCGAAGGCCCGCCUGCUCAGCUCAUUUCCGGUUUGCCUCUCACCGGCGACUCGCUCAAACCCUCGUGGGAGAUGCUCGUCGAUCGCUACGAGAACAAACGUCUGCUCAUUCAAUCUUAUCUGGACCAGCUCUUUGCCAGCUCAACACCGGUGCAGAAGAACGCCGCGGCACUGGACAAGCUGCUCAACACGUUCAAGGAGGGCAUCAAGGGCCUCCAAUCCUUGGGCGUCUUGCAGGAUCUGGGCGACUGCAUCCUAGUGUACCAGUUGUCUAGGCAGCUAGAUCGCCAAACCAAGGAGCAGUGGGAGACGUCGUUGUGCGCCGCGCGCGAGUACCUGCGAUUCGUGAAACUCGAGCAAUUUCUCACCUCGCGAGCACAAGCACUCGAGAGAAUCGAGUCAACAGCCAGCUCUGGAAGCUUGGCAGGGGCUGCUUCAACAACACGGCGCUCCUCGACGGCUCAUCAUGCGGCAGCUCAACCGGCACGCACUACUACAUCAGACGGCUCAACGGAGUAUCCGUGCGACUGCUGCAACGGCACGCACUUCGUAGUGACGUGCCCUAAAUUCAGGGAACUCUCACCGGGCAAUCGACAGAAGCUAGUCAUCUCACGGAGGCUGUGCUUCAACUGCCUCGGCCGUCUCAACAUUCGUUCAUGCAAGAGCUAG
This is a messenger RNA of Temnothorax curvispinosus, 909 nucleotides long. RefSeq lists its product as uncharacterized. NCBI's taxonomy places the organism in Eukaryota, Metazoa, Arthropoda, Insecta, Hymenoptera, Formicidae. The record is from RefSeq and is a predicted model, not a curated record. The transcript has a single exon. The coding region runs from base 1 to 909 and encodes 302 amino acids.